Messenger RNA from Paramecium sonneborni, 306 nucleotides. The record is from the annotation of a GenBank genome assembly. NCBI's taxonomy places the organism in Eukaryota, Ciliophora, Oligohymenophorea, Peniculida, Parameciidae.
AUGAAUUGCACUUAUCAUAUUUAAAAACAAGCAUCCUCCAUAUGUAAAGCUCCUCACAAAUGUUAAUGCUAAAGGAAACUGUGUGUUGAAUGCCUUUAUGACCAUGGAGUGGAUAUCAUCAAAUAAACAGUUUCGAUUGAUAGAUUUAGAACAAUGGUUAUAAAGAAACUACAAGAAUCAAAGUUAGAUGAGACAUCUGAAAUAACAAGCUAAAGAAUGAAUUUCAAAUUUAUCAUUUCAAAAUUUGAGAUUAUAAUAACAUUUGGGAAGAAUUAGAAGAAUCUAUAAAAUAAAUAUAUGAUAUGA